This is a messenger RNA of Hemicordylus capensis (graceful crag lizard), 1600 nucleotides long. It is a transcript of the gene KDELR1, whose product is annotated as KDEL endoplasmic reticulum protein retention receptor 1. The transcript is spliced from 6 exons. Gene Ontology annotation, biological process: endoplasmic reticulum to Golgi vesicle-mediated transport; protein retention in ER lumen. NCBI's taxonomy places the organism in Eukaryota, Metazoa, Chordata, Lepidosauria, Squamata, Cordylidae. Gene Ontology annotation, cellular component: endoplasmic reticulum; cis-Golgi network; membrane. Gene Ontology annotation, molecular function: ER lumen protein retrieval receptor activity. The record is from RefSeq and is a predicted model, not a curated record. The coding region runs from base 264 to 902 and encodes 212 amino acids.
AGCCGGCCAGCUGCAGGAAGCUUCAGAGCACAACCAGGCAGCGGAGGGGACAUACUCCGGCUAAGCGGCUGCCUGCUGCUUGCGGCCGAGUCUCCGCCCCGCCGCCCGUGCUGGUCUUCCGCCGCCUCGCCGCGCUCCGCAGGCGCCGGGGAGGGAAACGACUCGUCGGGGUCGGGAUUGCUGAGCGCCCCUGUGACUCUAGGGGCAGUGGGAUUUCCCGCUGGCAAGCUAAGCAAACCUCUCCGCAAAACACCCGGAACACCAUGAAUAUAUUCCGCUUCCUGGGAGACAUAUCUCAUCUAUUAGCUAUAAUCAUCUUGCUGCUGAAGAUAUGGAGGACGAGAUCAUGCGCUGGGAUUUCUGGGAAGAGCCAAGCUCUCUUUGCCAUUGUCUUCACCACUCGGUACUUAGACCUGUUUACCAACUACAUCUCCUUGUACAACACUUCCAUGAAGGUUGUUUAUAUCGCAUGUUCUUAUGCCACAGUGUGGAUGAUCUAUAGCAAAUUCAAAGCCACAUAUGAUGGCAACCAUGAUACUUUUCGUGUGGAGUUCUUGGUUGUUCCUACAGCGGUGCUGGCCUUCCUAGUGAAUCAUGAUUUCACUCCUCUAGAGAUUCUCUGGACUUUCUCCAUUUAUUUGGAGUCUGUGGCUAUCCUGCCACAACUCUUCAUGGUCAGUAAGACGGGGGAGGCAGAGACCAUCACAAGUCACUAUCUUUUUGCCUUGGGUGUCUACCGUGCUCUCUACCUAUUCAACUGGAUUUGGCGUUACCAGUUUGAGGGCUUCUUCGACCUCAUUGCCAUUGUGGCUGGCUUGGUGCAAACCAUACUCUACUGUGAUUUUUUCUACCUCUACAUUACAAAAGUUCUAAAAGGCAAGAAGUUGAGUUUGCCGGCAUAGUUCACACUGAGACCAUGACGAGAUCUUUUGGCCAAGGAGGAUGAGAGGAAUCCAUCACAGGAAGUUAAAGACAUGUAGAGUUUCUGAAUUUUGUUUUAAAACCAGCCAAGUUAGUCACCUGUUGGUCUCUUCUUGCAUCCUGAACUUUUACCCAAGGAGUGUGAUUUGGGACAAAGCAAUGGAUCGUUCUUCUGCUCAAGAGACUGAUAUAGAUGGGGGUGAGGUGUGGUAUGGCUUGAGUCUGUAGGUUUCUCAAAAUCCCUCUUUAUUUUCUUCCUCUCUUUCUGUCACUCUUCUCUCCUUAUUUUGAUGAAGCAGCACAGGUAGGAAAUGCUUUAAAAAAAAAAAAAAAACCCUGGACGUUUCCUUCCUUCCACUUUGCACUCAGGUUUUGAGUGUUGUGCCGAUAACUGCUAAGAAGAAUCUGAACUAUUCCUUUUGUGGGGGCCUAGUGCUGUGAGACGGUCUGAAUAAACAGAAGUGCUUACAAAUCUAGUCUGUUUCCUUUAGAUGAUUUUUUAAGAUUACUGGCAAGCAUCCUUUAAGUAUCCUGUCACUUACUCUUCCUCCAUUUUGUAUUUUAUUUGAUAGUUAAUUUAUCUUCCACUUUAAACAAAUAGAACCACCCCCCACCCCCAUUAAUUAGUGCCUUUUGCAGGAGGGAUGGAAAUUUAAAUAAAAAGAAAUCCUGUUUUGUU